GUUCUCUCUCUCUCUCUCUCUCUCUCUCUCUGCAUCUCGCUCGCUCGCUCUGGUUCUCUCCCUCUCUCUCUCUCUGAGCGAAUUAGGGUUUUCUGAUCUUGUUCCGCGGUGCUUCGUUUCCACGUUCGAGCUCACCGGAUCAAGAUUCUGCGCUCUGUAGUUUGGUUGGAUAGUCAACCAUAGAGCCCAAACAAAAUUGUUGACGUAUUGACGUAUAUGGUUUUAUUUGUUACAUAAGAAUGUGCGGUGGUGCUAUCUGAGUGCUGUCUACAAUUUGCUAAAUCAUCAUACUGAGUGAUUGAUUGCCUAUGGUUACUUUGUGGUCAAUGAGCAUCUCCUGGUAUUACUUUGGAAGCUGUUUUUAUUAUUCUCCUUAAUAUUGGAAAGCGUAUACGCUACAAGAGGAUUCUUCGUAUCCAUGCUGGCUGAGAGCAUGCGUGGAAUCUGUGCUUCGGGUAAUGCCCCAGACGAGAUUUGCUGCCGAUGCAUUCGGUGUGGUGACAAUUUGUCUAGUUGUGGUCUUGAUUCUACUUGGUUUGCUAUGCAUCAUUUACUCAUUUUACUUCCGGUCUCGGAUUCGUAGCCAAGGUUGUAUUCAACUCAGUUAUUUUAGUGGUCCUUGGAUCAUUCGAAUUACAUUCAUAUUGUUUGUGAUCUGGUGGGGUUUUGGUGAGGUAAUUCGGUUAAGUUUGUGGAGACGUGCCCUUGACCUGAAAUGGCAGGAAACUAUUUGCAAAUGCUACAUUGUCUCGAAUCUAGGGUUUGCAGAACCUUGCCUCUUCCUGACCCUUGCAUUUCUCCUUCGUGCACCCUUACAGGAGAUGGAGUUGGGAAUUCUAAGCCGAAGAUGGAAUGGGAAAACAGCAGGCUAUGUUCUUCUUUACUGCCUCCCAAUGUUCGUUCUUCAGCUCUUUGUUAUUUUUAUUGGGUCUGAGAAGACUCACCCGGUAAAGCUGCGUCCUUAUUUUAUGAGUACGGCUGCAAAAACGGAAGAUAUUGCCCUCUGCACUUACCCCUUACUGAGUACUAUAUUCCUAGGAAUUUUUGCCACGAUCCUUACUGCCUACUUGUUUUGGCUUGGAAGUCAGAUUUUGAAACUGGUCAUCAAUAGGGGUUUGCAGAAGAGAGUUUACACAUUGAUAUUCUCUGUUUCGAGUUUCCUACCGUUAAGGGUUCUUUUACUUGGUUUAUCUGUUUUGUCUAAACCAGAGGAUUUUCUAUUUGAAGCUCUUGUUUUGUUGGCUUUUCUUGCCCUUUUAUGUUUUGCUGGGAUGUGUAUAUGCAUACUUGUGUACUACCCAGUGGCAGAUUCUUUAGCCCUGGGAAAUCUACAGGACAUGGAGGCGGCUAGGAGAAGGGUUGAUGAUGAUCUCAAUGAUACCAUUUCUCUUAUCGCUAACCAGAGCCAUCUGGAAGAAAGCGGUCGAAUUAGUCCCAGCAGAAAUUCUGAUGCGUCAACAAAGCGUGGAUCUAUUUCUUUUCGGACUCUUGACAAAGAUGGGACUUCAACAGGGACAUUCGUAGAGCUCAGUCUCUUCUCUCCUAGUCGAGAUGCAACCCCACCAGGAUCACCGCCGCUUCUUGGCUGGCCUAUGCGUCCUCCUGCACGAGUUCCUUGACCGUAAAUGCAAGGGAGAAAGAAACAUAUCAGUCUUUGGUGAAUAUCAAUUUUGUGGGAAAGAAAAACUGAUUGUAAAGGGUGUAGCUGCAAUAAGGAUUUUUAGUUCUUGGUUUGUUUUCUAAUUUUAGAUAUGAUGGUUUUGCUUGGAGGAAUUCUAUCAUCUGUGUUUCUAUUUUUGUACCAUUUCUAUUAACCAAUUUUCAUUUCCA
This is a messenger RNA of Alnus glutinosa, 1830 nucleotides long. RefSeq lists its product as uncharacterized. The transcript is spliced from 2 exons. NCBI's taxonomy places the organism in Eukaryota, Viridiplantae, Streptophyta, Magnoliopsida, Fagales, Betulaceae. Bases 459 to 1619 code for a protein of 386 amino acids. The record is from RefSeq and is a predicted model, not a curated record.